GUCUAGUUCGUCUAAUAACGUUCGUUCGACGACGCUUCUGUCGAGAUCGGAGAUAUCCCGCUUACUUACUGAGUCGCAGUCGUCACGAGGUCGUCACGAGAUCUUCCCUCCUUCGAUAAAACACAACAGCAACACACUGACCGACCGAGAUCGCGUCGUGACGUUGGCAAGUGAGCGUCAGUUACACUGAUUGUGAUCUAAUAAGUGGGGCCCUGUAUGAGGUCGACGUCUUCGCCACAGUUUGAGCUAAAACGGCCAUCAGAGCGUCACUCGCUGCUCGUUACAACAUCUCUCAUCAUUCUAUCAAAGGCAGCCAACCUAUUUCUCUCGAUUUGGUCCACGUUCUGUUGUAUAAUGCACUACAAUUUUCCUGAUCUACAAGAAGCGACUGAUAACUUCAAUGCCACGCCUAUCACUAAGGGCGGGAACAAACUGGGUGAAGGAGGAUUCGGGCCGGUGUUCAAGGGAAGACUGCGGGAGACCGAGGUCGCCAUCAAGCUGCUUAAACCGAGAGAGAAGAGCGAUUCGUUCAUGGUGAUGGGCAAGGAACAGUUUGUUACCGAAAUCGAAGUUCUUGCUCAAUUUCGACAUCCGAACUUGAUUACCUUAAUGGGGUACUCGUGUAAUGGCCCCUGCCCUUGUCUCAUUUACGAGUUUAUGGAUAACGGAACGUUGGAGGAUAAACUCGAUCCAAAGGUCGAGCGGAAGAAGCUCACGUGGUCGAUGCGUUUGAGCAUCAUGAACGACGCGGCGAGAGGCAUCGUGUAUCUUCAUACAGCCAAUCGACUGCGACCAUUCAUACAUCGAGAUAUCAAGAGCGCCAAUGUUUUACUCGACAGCAGCAUGAAGGCAAAAGUCGGCGACUUCGGGUUGGUGAGAUCGAGUGCCCCACAAGCCGGUCAGAAAACGACCAAUGUCAUGGGUACAUCCGGGUAUCUAGCACCCGAGUAUCUCCGCGGCGAAAUCACAAUUAAAUUGGAUACAUACAGUUUCGGUGUCGUGGUGUUCGAAGUGCUCACUGGUCUCGCUCCGUUCGAUCCGCGACGUAAGGAGAGGAGAGAUCUGAUUAGCUACUUGGAGGACAAACUGGACGAUCCGGCAAAGCUCAUGCGCUUUGUUGACAAACUGCUGAUUGAGUAUCCAUGGAAUCAAGCGCUUGAAUUCGCCCGAAUAGCAGCUCUGUGUGUCGAGCCGAGAUCCUCAAAGAGACCUACAAUGGAAGAGGUCUACAAAUUGCUGAAAAAUGUUCCGUUCAUUGGGACCGAAGAGUACGAGAGAUCACAGCAGUUCGAUGCCGGUGUGCGAGAUAUUCAUAGAAAAGUUGAAAGCAACGAAGAGAUUAUCAAAAGUGCAGAGAAACGGAGGGAAAAGAUUAUGAGACCAGGACAUCUCGUUGCCAAACCGGUUAAACGGGAUGAUGCAACUAUGAUGUCACUUCCAGGAAACUAUCCAAUGUCACACAAACUUUCCCAUCAGUCUCUACCACCACGAAUGCAGAGAGCAGCGAGAGACAUGCUUGUACCACGUGGCGGGUUACCAGGGGAAGUAGUUUCGGAUGGAUCAAGUGAAUUCGACAAGAAAGAAUCAGAAGACAGUAAUAACGCGCUUGGUCCACUUAAGGUGCUCCUGGCAGACACUCAGCCACAUGAUAUUGAUUCAGCAGCAGGAUUUCCGUAUCAUUCAUUAGACAGUAGACACACAUGACUGUGUACCUUGUGUUGAUAAUUUUCUACAUAUAUUGUUAUAAUACUUUAAACGCUGAUUUUUGCGUUUACUUAGCUAAUGAAUAGAUGUAGCAUCAGGACAAUGGACCACUUGUAUUAUCCUAACAUUUCUUGAUGUCUGAAUGAUGUUUUUGCUAUGUAAAAUUGAAACGAUAUUUGUAUGCAUUAAUUAUGUAUUAC
Corticium candelabrum is the source of this 1904-nucleotide messenger RNA. Its product is annotated as interleukin-1 receptor-associated kinase 4-like. Gene Ontology annotation, biological process: protein phosphorylation. The coding region runs from base 217 to 1704 and encodes 495 amino acids. Gene Ontology annotation, molecular function: ATP binding; protein kinase activity. The record is from RefSeq and is a predicted model, not a curated record. Lineage: Eukaryota; Metazoa; Porifera; Homoscleromorpha; Homosclerophorida; Plakinidae. The transcript has a single exon.